Molecule: messenger RNA, 1258 nt
Organism: Musa acuminata subsp. malaccensis (wild Malaysian banana)
Lineage: Eukaryota; Viridiplantae; Streptophyta; Magnoliopsida; Zingiberales; Musaceae
Product: PHD finger protein ALFIN-LIKE 3
Biological process (GO): regulation of DNA-templated transcription
Cellular component (GO): nucleus
Molecular function (GO): transcription cis-regulatory region binding; transcription coregulator activity; histone binding
Source: RefSeq, a predicted model, not a curated record
CUCUCUCUCUCUCUCUCUCUCUCGCUCGGAGGGUCUAUCGAAUCACAGAAAACGCCUUUUAUUUCUUUGGAUUUUGGGUGUUUUCCUGCUCGAUCCGUGAGACGAAGCGCCGCGAAGCAAUUCUAUAGUUCUAUUCCCGAAUACUUCCUUCUAGCUCGCUGCGCUGUGGGAAGAGGGUCGGAGGAAUGGACGGAGGAUCGGCGGGCCACUACAACCCCCGGACGGUGGAGGAGGUGUUCCGCGACUUCAAGGGUCGGAGGGCCGCCAUGAUCAAGGCCCUCACCACCGAUGUGGAGGAUUUCUACCAGCAGUGCGACCCCGAAAAAGAAAAUUUAUGCCUUUAUGGAUUUCCGAAUGAGCGCUGGGAAGUUAACCUGCCAGCAGAAGAGGUGCCCCCAGAACUUCCUGAACCUGCUUUAGGCAUUAACUUUGCAAGAGAUGGAAUGCAAGAAAAGGACUGGCUAUCCUUGGUUGCAGUACACAGUGAUGCUUGGAUACUUUCUGUUGCAUUUUAUUUUGGUGCUAGAUUUGGAUUUGACAAAGUUGAAAGGAAGCGCCUCUUUGGUAUGAUUAAUGAUCUGCCGACCAUUUUUGAAGUUGUUAAUGGCAAGAACAAGGUCAGGACAAGUGAAACCAACCAUAGCAACAACAAAUCCAAGUCAAACACUAAAGUGCGGGUGUCAGACUCCCACCCAAAGUAUUUAAAGGGACAACCAAAAGAAGAGGACGAUGAACUAGACGAGGACGACGAAGAGGAGCAUGGAGACACGCUGUGCGGGGCAUGCGGGGACAAUUAUGCAUCAGAUGAAUUUUGGAUUUGCUGUGAUAUCUGCGAGACAUGGUUUCAUGGCAAGUGUGUGAAAAUUACCCCAGCUAGAGCUGAGCACAUCAAGCAGUACAAGUGCCCAUCAUGCAGCAACAAGCGACCACGCCCAUCCUGAAAGCUUUACCGCCUAUCAUUUUGGUGGUCCCUGUUAUGCACACCAUGUCUAUAUUCCUCCAACUUACAAGUAUGUUCCUUGCAUCUGUAUGUGACGAAUGCAAGUAUCCUUUUGUUUAGCGCAUCGACAUUGGUUCAUCAUGCAAAUUUGGCUGACUGUAGAAUUACCACGACCUUGAUGUUCCAAACCGAAACUAGGGUAGAAACUGUCCGACAUCGGUACUCUUUUAAUUAAUGCUGGCCUUUGUAUAUCUUGAAAAGUUACGGUGAGUACUUUGGUCUCCCAUGAUGUGAAUGGUAUUACUUACAGUUCUAUCA